Messenger RNA from Galeopterus variegatus (Sunda flying lemur), 638 nucleotides. Its product is annotated as sialic acid-binding Ig-like lectin 11. Gene Ontology annotation, molecular function: sialic acid binding. The record is from RefSeq and is a predicted model, not a curated record. Gene Ontology annotation, biological process: cell adhesion. NCBI's taxonomy places the organism in Eukaryota, Metazoa, Chordata, Mammalia, Dermoptera, Cynocephalidae. The transcript has 3 exons. Gene Ontology annotation, cellular component: plasma membrane. The annotation marks the transcript as partial.
GAAAGCCACUGGGCCCGUCUACAGCCUGUACCUUGCCUCCAUUUCAGAUCCUCCAGAAAAUCUGAAAGUGAUGGUUUCCCAAGCAAAUAGGACAGUCCUGGCAAACCUCAGUAAUGGCACAUCCCUCCCAGUCCUGGAGGGCCAGAACCUACGCCUGGUCUGUGUCACCCGCAGCAAUCCCCCAGCCAGGCUGAGCUGGGCCCAGGAAAGACAGACCCUGAGCCCCACCCAGCCCUCAGACCCUGGGGUCCUGGAGCUGCCUCGGAUACAAAUGGAGCAUGAAGGAGAAUUCACCUGCCAGGCCCAGAACCCGCUGGGCUCCCAACACGUCUCUCUCAGCCUCUCUGUGCACUACCCCCCACAGCUGCUGGGCCCCUCCUGCUCCUGGGAGGCUGAGGGUCUACACUGCGGCUGCUCCUCCCGAGCCCAGCCACCCCCCUCCGUGCGCUGGCAGCUUGGGGAGGGGCUGCUGGAGGGGAACAGCAGCAACGCCUCCUUCAUGGUCACCUCCAGCUCAGCUGGGCCCUGGGCCAACAGCUCCCUGAGCCUCCACAGGGGGCUCAGCUCUGGCCUCAGGCUCAGCUGCGAGGCCUGGAAUGUCCACGGGGCCCAGAGCAUCAUAGUCCUGCUGCUGCCAG